AGCACAUUGGUGAUAUUUGAUUGGAAUUUUUAGGGUUAUUAUUUGUUGUUUUUAAAAACUGCAAUAUGAAGUUCAAACAGAAAAAGAAUACAAAACAAACAUUAUCUGAUAAAAUAGCAGAUGCAUUGACUGUAAAACCACGAGCUGAUAUUGAAGAUGAUGAAAUAUUUAAUACAAAACCAAGUACAGUUACACGAGCAGAUUAUAGUAGUUCCUCUGACGAAGAUGAAGCUUUAAUAAGUGAUUUUCGCAAGCGAAACGUGAACUUGCUUAGUGAUAUAAGCAAAAAGUAUGAAGGCAAGGUUGUAUCUAAAAAGGAAUUGGAAGAAAACAGUUCAGAUGACCAAGUUUCAGAUGACGUAAGUGAAGACGAUGAAAACGAGAAGAAGAGUCAAUCUGGUAAGGAUAUAUCAGUUGAGGAAGAGACUGGAGAUGAAAGCGACGAUUAUAGCAUAACAAAAUUCCAAAAACAGCUUCAAAGCGAUUCAGAUGAUGAGAAAUCGUCAGAAAACGAUGAUGGUGAUCAGGAAAGUGACGUAUCUGAUGAUGAAGGAGAAGGGUAUGAUAUCAGUCAAAUGGAGGAGCCAAUCAAAGAACAGUUUGAACAUGUCAAGAAGCAGGAUGUAUCGGAGGAAGCUAAAAAGGGUAUUUGUGUGAGAAAUCAAUUGUUAAUCUGGGAAGGACUUUUGGAAAUGAGGAUUCAUUUACAAAGGUGUAUGAAUACAGCAAACAAAAUGCCCAUGAGUGACACUUAUAAAGAGUUAAAGAUGAACUCUGAUUUUGCAGAAGAAAGUAGUAAAACCUUAAAUAAUGUUACUACAAUUUUAGACAAAUUUUUAACACUACAAAGUAUGCUGCUAAAGAAUUUUCCAGAAACAAAAUCACUAUUGAAAGGUAAACAAAGCCAGGAUUCUAAAGUGGAAGAAAAGAAGGAAGAAAGUGAUGAAGAAAUACCAAGUGACACAGACAAUGAAGAAAUUCCAUCUGAUACAGAUACUGAAGAACCUACUAAACCUGUAGAAAACAAAGAACCAACGAAAGCUAAAAAAUUGCCUAAAAAGCGUAAACUAGAAGAUUACGAAAGUGAUAUAGCAACAUGUUACAAGUCAUUCAAAUCAUUCAGAGAUUCAACUAUCCAAAAAUGGAACGACAAAACUCGUAUAGCAACAGCUGCGAAUAUAAAAAAUGCACCAACAAACACAAUACUACAACAAAUAUCAUACAUUCUUUCUGAUAAGCAAAAGCUGAUAAGACGAACCCAGUUGAAACGAUCCGAAUAUGAUAUUAUUGGAUACAAAAAAGACGACAGUGAGGAACAAAAUGGUUCAGAAAUUAACCCGAUUACGAGAAGUAGAAAGGAUGACGAUGAAUACGUACCGGAAAUAUUUGAUGACAGCGAUUUUUAUCAUCAAUUAUUGAGGGAAUUGAUUGAAUGUAAAUCGGCAGAUAUUACUGAUCCUGUCCAGUUGAGUAGGCAGUGGAUAGCCUUACAGCAAAUGAGGAGCAAAAUGAAACGAAAGGUGGAUACGAAAGCAACUAAGGGACGGAAGAUUAAGUAUGUAGUACAUAAUCCACUGGUGAGCUACAUGGCUCCAGAGAAAUCAACUAAAUGGAACGAAGAGAGUGCCAAUGAAUUGUACAGUUCCUUAUUUGGUAAAUUGUUUGAACAUAAUAACGUUGGGCUAAAUGUCAAUUUGGAUGAUAAGAAAUAAAUAAUUUUUAGUCUC
This is a messenger RNA of Colias croceus (clouded yellow), 1727 nucleotides long. RefSeq names its product protein AATF-like (gene Aatf). Gene Ontology annotation, cellular component: nucleus; nucleolus. The transcript is spliced from 2 exons. The record is from RefSeq and is a predicted model, not a curated record. Lineage: Eukaryota; Metazoa; Arthropoda; Insecta; Lepidoptera; Pieridae. Gene Ontology annotation, biological process: regulation of transcription by RNA polymerase II. The coding region runs from base 66 to 1712 and encodes 548 amino acids.